CGGAGCCCCCACACCAUGAACAGCACCCCGAGGGAUGCCCAGGCCCCGCGCCACCGUGAGUGCCUCCUGCCCUCUGUGGCUCGCACGCCCUCAGUCACCAAGGUCACACCAGCCAAGAAGAUCACCUUCCUCAAGCGAGGGGAUCCGCAGUUUGCUGGGGUCCGCCUGGCCGUUCACCAGCGCGCCUUUAAGACCUUCAGCGCCCUCAUGGACGAGCUCUCCCAGCGCGUGCCUCUCUCCUUUGGGGUGCGCUCCGUCACCACACCCCGGGGCCUGCACAGCCUCAGCGCCCUGGAGCAGCUGGAAGAUGGUGGCUGCUACUUCUGCUCUGAUAAGAAACCCCCCAAGACCCCCAGUGGGCCAGGCCGGCCACAGGGGAGAAGUCCCACUGCUCAGCAGCUGCGGGAUAUCCAAGGCCGGCGUGAAGCCCCAGGAAGCUCCUCCUCCCGGAAGAGUCUUAAAACCCCCCGGAGGAUGCUGCUGGUUAAGAACAUGGACCCACGCCUCCAGCAGACAGUGGUUCUCAGUCACAGGAAUACUAGGAACCUGGCCGCCUUUCUCAGCAAAGCCUCAGAUCUCCUGCGCUUUCCUGUGAAGCAGCUGUACACGACCAGCGGGAAAAAGGUGGACUCGCUGCAGGCUCUGCUGCACAGCCCUUCUGUGCUGGUGUGUGCUGGGCAUGAGGCCUUCAGACCCCCAGCCAUGGAAAAUGCCAGGAGAAGUGAAGCUGAAACUUUAUCUGGGCUGACUUCAAGAAACAAAAACAGGAGCUGGGGGCCAAAGACUAAGCCGAGUGUGAUCCAUUCACGGUCCCGGCCAGGCAGCAGGCCGCAGCCGCCAGAGAGGCCUGUUCCUAGCAACCCCCCGGUGGGCCCUGCUCCUGACAGGCACCCUCAGGACGCGCCAGCGCAGCCGGGCCCGCUGGUGGCCGGCGAUGACAUGAAGAAGAAGGUCCGCAUGAAUGAGGACGGCAGCCUGUCCGUGGAGAUGAAAGUCCGCUUCCACCUGGUCGGCGAGGACACACUCCUGUGGUCCCGGAGGAUGGGCAGGGCCAGCGCCCUCACGGUGGCCAGCGGGGAAGACCCCAUUCUCGGGGAGGUGGACCCCCUCUGCUGUGUGUGGGAGGGCUACCCUUGGGGCUUCUCGGACCCUGGGGUGUGGGGACCCCGGCCCUGCAGGGUGGGAUGUGGGGAAGCCUUUGGCCGAGGCGGGCAGCCAGGGCCCAAGUAUGAAAUCUGGACGAAUCCCCUGCAUGCCUCCCAGGGAGAGAGAGUGGCGACUCGGAAGAGGUGGGGGCUGGCCCAGCACGUCCGCUGCAGUGGCCUGUGGGGCCACGGGGCUGCCGGGAGGCAGAGAUGCAGCCUGGACAGUGCCAGCCCAGCCUCCAGCACCGGCCACCCCGAGGGCUCAGAGCCAGACUCCUCCUGCUGCCCCAGGACCCCGGAAGACAGGGUGGACAGCGGCAGCCCCUCUGCCCAGAGAGGGGCUGAGCGGGAAGCUGGAGGGAGCCUGGGUGAGGACCCCAGCCUAUGCACAGAUGGAGCCGGGCUGGGCAGCCCAGAGCAAGGCAGCCGCCUGACACCCAGGGCCCGGAGUGAGGAGGGGGCUUCUUCUGACUCGUUGGCCAGCACCGGGUCUCACGAGGGAUCCAGCGAAUGGGGCGGGCAGCCCCGGGGCUGCCCAGGCAAGGCAAGGGCUGAGACCUCUCAGCAGGAGGCCACCAAGGGAGGCAACCCUGGUUCUCCAGCUCCAAGUCUUUCAUCUUUAAGGAGUGAGGACCUGCAGGCAGAGAUGCAAGGACGGGGCACCGAGCAGGCCAGGGGGGCGUCUGUGAAGAGGGAGCCUCUGGUUCCUGGCCUUUCUGGCUCCUGGGACUCGGAAGGAGCCUCUUCUACCCCUUCCACCUCCGCUUCAUCCCAGCAGGAGCGGAGAAGGCACAGAAGCCGGGCCAGUGCAACGUCCUCACCCAGCAGCCCUGGCCUUGGCCGAGUGGCCCCGAGAGGCCAUCCCAGGCAGUGUCACUACUGCAAGGACACCCACAGCCCUCUGGACUCCUCUGUAACCAAGCAAGUGCCGAGGCCUCCUGAUCGGCGAAGGGCCUGCCGGGAUGGCUCAGUGCCACGAUCUUCUGGAAGCUCAUUGAGCACCAGGACACAGGCCUCCGGGAACCUGAGACCUCCCUCCUUGGGAUCUCUUCCUUCCCAGGACCUUCUGGGAAUCAGCAGUGCCACUGUCACUCCUGCAGGACACUCAGAUUGUGCUUCUGGGGUCUCCCCCUGCAAUGCUCCCUCUGUCGGGUGGGCAGGGGACACGGGGUCCAGGACAUGCUCACCGGACCCCACACCACCCCACACAUCUGACUCCUGCUCAAAAUCUGGGGCUGCCAGCCUGGAGGAACAGGCCAGGGACACCCCCCAACCCUCCUCGCCCUUGAUUCUGCAGGUUGGACGGCCUGAGCAAGUGGCGGCGGGCCCCCACCAAAGCUGCUGCCACUCACAGGCUGGGACGCAGCCGGCCGAAGAGGCCCAGCGGGGACCCUCCCCUGAGGCCCGCUGGCUGUGUGGCAGGUACUGUCCCACCCCGCCCAGGGGGCGGCCCUGCCCCCAGAGGCGCUCUUCCAGCUGUGGGAGCACCGGUAGCAGCCACCGAAGUGCUGCCCGGAGGCCAGGUGGGAGCCAGCAGAAGGAGGGGACACACCAGGCAGGCCCCACACCAUCCCUGGGGCCCGGUUCAGGGGCAUCGAGGAGAAGCAGUGCCAGCCAGGAUGUGGGAUCUGGGGGGCUGUCCCAGGAGGAGACCUCGAGGAGUUGGGGAGGCCCGCAGGGGCAGGAGGAGGCCAGCGGUGUGUCACCCAGCUCUCUGCCCCGCUCGUCUCCAGAGGCUGUGGUCCGCGAAUGGCUGGACAACAUUCUAGAAGAGCCCGUACUCAUGACAUAUGAGAUGGCGGACGACACCACAGGUGCAGCAGGGGGUGGCCUGAGAGGCCCCGAGGUGGACCCUGCGGAUGACCAUUCUCUGGAAGGCCUGGGGGAGCCAGCUCUGGCCAGACAACAGCCCCUGGAAGGGGACCCCGGCCAGGACCUGGAGCCAGAGGGAGCCCUCCCGGGGAGUAGUGAUGCCGGUCCCCAAUCAGGAGAGGGUGUUCCCCGAGGGGCAGCUCCAGAGGGAGUUUCCGAGGCCCCCGCAGAGGCCGGAGCGGACAGAGAGGACCCAGCCAGCUGCGGGGUGAGCCUGCGGGCACUUCCUGGUCGGGUGUCUGCCUCCACACAGAUCAUGAGGGCGCUGAUGGGCUCCAAGCAGGGCCGGCCCAGCAGCAUGCCCGAAGUGUCUAGGCCCAUGGCCAGGAGACUCAGCCGCUCAGCCGGGGCCCUCAUUACUUGUCUGGCCAGUCUUCAGUUCUUUGAUGAAGACCUUGGGUCUCCUGCCAGCAAAGUGAGGUUCAAAGACUCCCCUCGGUACCAGGAGCUGCUCAGCAUCUCAAAGGACCUGUGGCCAGGAUGCGACCUUGGGGAAGACCAGUUAGACUCAGGCCUUUGGGAGCUCACAUGGAGCCAGGCUCUGCCGGACCUUGGGUCCCAAGCCGUGACGGAGAACUUCACACCCACGUCCUCCUCUGGUGUGGAUAUCAGCAGUGGCUCCGGAGGCUCAGGGGAGAGCAGCGUACCCUGUGCCAUGGACAGCGCCCUGGUCCCUGAGGGGACAGAGCUGUCCCUGAAAACCUCCAACCAGAGGCCUGAUUCCAGAACUUCUGAGAACCCAGGGGAUCUGGAAAACCAACAGCAGUGUUGUUCCCCAGCCUUCUUGAACUCCCGAGCCUGUGCUUGUGCCACCAAUGAGGAUGAAGCAGAAAGAGACGGUGAGGAGCAGAGGGCGAGCUUGAACCUGGAGCAGUUAGCUGAAAACACAAUGCAAGAAGAGGUGCAAUUAGAGGAAAGUAAAGAAGAAACAGAGGGAGGAGGGCUGCAAGAAGAGGGGCUGCAGUUAGAGGGAACUAAAGAAACAGAAGGGCUGCAAGAAGAGGGGGUGCAGUUAGAGGAAACUAAAACAGAAGAAGGGCUGCAAGAAGAGGGGGUGCAGUUAGAGGAAACUAAUGGAACAGAAGGAGAAGGACAGCAAGAAGAAGAGGUGCAGUUAGAGGAAAUUAAAGAAGAAACAGGAGAAGGGCUGCAAGAAGAGGGGGUGCAGUUAGGGGGAACUAAAGAAACAGAAGGGCUGCAAGAAGAGGGGGUGCAGUUAGAGGAAACUAAGGGAACAGAAGGAGAAGGACAGCAAGAAGAAGAGGCGCAGUUAGAGGAAAUCAAAGAAGAAACAGGAGGAGAAGGGCUGCAAGAAGAGGGUGUGCAGUUAGAAGAAACUAACGGAACAAAAGGAGAAGGACAGCAAGAAGAAGAGGCGCAGUUAGAGGAAAUUAAAGAAGAAACAGAAGGAGAAGGACCACAAGAAGAGGGGGCGCAGUUAGAGGGAACUAAAGAAACAGAAGGGCUGCAAGAAGAGGGGGUGCAGUUAGAGGGGACUAAAGGAACAGAAGAGGAAGGGCAUCAAGAAGAGGGGGCGCAGUCAGAGGAAACUAAAGGAACAGAAGGAGGACAGCAAGAAGAAGAGGCGCAGUUAGAGGAAAUUAAAGAAGAAACAGAAGGAGAAGGACCACAAGAAGAGGGGGCGCAGUUAGAGGGAACUAAAGAAACAGAAGGGCUGCAAGAAGAGGGACAGCAAGAAGAAGAGGCGCAGUUAGAGGAAAUUAAAGAAGAAACAGAAGGAGAAGGACCACAAGAAGAGGGGGCGCAGUUAGAGGAAGUUAAAGAAGGACCAGAAGGAGGACUGCAAGAAGAGGCUCUUGAAGAGGGUCUCAAAGAGGAAGGGCUUCCAGAAGAAGGAAGCGUCGGCCUGCAGGAAUUGUCAGACUCCGGCUCUCCGGAUGGGGAAGGCUCCUGGGAAGAUGACCCAAUCCAGGAGGAGGAAGCGGGAAGAGCCUCUGCAGAGCCGUGCCCCCCAGAGGGCACAGAGGAACCCACAGAACCCGCUAGUCAUCUCAGCGAGACGGACCCAAGUGCCAGCGAGAGUCAAAGUGGCUCCCAGCUUGAGCCUGGCUUGGAAAAGCCGCCCGGAGCCGCCAUGAUGGGCCAGGAGCACACGCAGGCCCAACCCCCGCUGGGGGCUGCAGAGAGGAGCUCUUCGGUGGCCUGCAGAGCGGCUCUGGACUGCGACCCCAUCUGGGUGUCCGUGUUGCUGAAGAAGAUGGAGAAGGCCUUCCUGGCCCACCUUUCCGGCGCAGUGGCUGAGGUCCGAGUGCGCUGGGGCCUCCAGGACAGUGACCUGCUGGACCAGAUGGCGGCCGAGCUGCAGCAGGAUGUGGCCCGGCGCCUCCAGGACAGCACCGAGAGAGAGCUCCAGAAGCUCCAGGGCCGGGCGGGGCGGAUGGUGCUGGGGCCUCCCAGGGAGGCCCUCACUGGGGAGCUGCUCCUGCAGACCCAGCAGCGCAGACACCGUCUCCGGGGCCUGCGCAACCUCUCGGCCUUCUCUGAGCGGACCCUGGGCCUGGGGCCCUUCUCCUUCACCCUGGAGGACGAGCCAGCCCUCAGCACAGCCCUGGGGAGCCAGCUGGGCGAGGAGGGGGAGGGCGAGGAGUUCUGUCCCUGCGAGGCCUGCGUGAGGAAGAAAGUGAGCCCUGCGUCCCCCAAGGCCACAAUGGGGGCAACCAGAGGUCCCAUCAAAGAGGCCUUUGACCUGCAGCAGAUUCUGCAGAGGAAGAGGGAAGAACACACCGAUGGGGAGGCAGCAGAGGUGGCCCCUGGCGAGACCUGCACAGACCCGACAAGCACCAGGACUGUCCAGGGAGCGGAGGGAGGGCCAGGGCUGGGGCUGAGCCAUGGGCCUGGAGUGGACCAGGGUGAGGAUGGUGAGGGAAGCCAGAGACUCGACAGAGACAAAGAUCUCAAACUCGGGGAGGCAGAGGGAGAUACAAUGGCUCAGGAGAGAGAAGAGAAAAUCCACAACAGCAAAACCAGUGUGGGCAGCGAGCUGGGGGAAGCCGAGCAGGAGGGAGAGGGCAUAAGUGAAAAGGGAGAAACUGGGGGCCAGGGCUCUGGGCAUGAGGACAACUUGCAGGGUGAAGCUGUGGCAGGAGGUGACCAAGAUCCAGGACAGAGUGAUGGGGCGGAAGGCAUAGAGGCCCUGGAGGCUGAAGAGGAGGCCCAGCCAGAGUCCAAAGGUAUAGAGGCCCAGGAGGCAGAAGAGGAGGCCCGGGAGGUUGAAGGGGAGAUGCAGGAAGCAGAAGGGGAGGCCCAGCCAGAGUCAGCAGGUAUAGAGGCCCCAGAGGCAGAAGGGGAGGCCCAGGAGGCAGAAGGGGAGGCCCAGCCAGAGUCAGAAGGUGUAGAGGCCCUGGAGGCAGAAAAGGAGGCCCAGCCAGAGACAGAAAGUGUAGAGGCCCCAGAGACUGAAGGGGAGGCCCAGGAGGCAGAAGGGGAGGCCCCCCCAGAGUCAGAAGAUGCAGAGGCCCGAGAGGCAGGAGAGGAGGCCCAGGAGGCAGAAGGGGAGGACCAGCCAGAGUCAGAAGUUGUACAGGUCCCAGAGGUUGAAGGGGAGAUGCAGGAGGCAGAAGGGGAGGCCCAGCCAGAGUCAGAAGGUGUAGAGGCCCAGGAGGCUGAAGGGGAGGCCCAGGAGGCUGAAGGGGAGGACCAGCCAGAGUCAGAAGUUGUAGGGGCCCCAGAGAUUGAAGGGGAGAUGCAGGAGGCAGAAGGGGAGGCCCAGCCAGAGUCAGAAGGUGUAGAGGCCCAGGAGGCAGAAGAGAAAGCCCAGGAGGCAGGAGAGGAGGCCCAGGAGGCUGAAGGGGAGGCCCAGUCAGAGUCAGAAAGUGUAGAGGCCCUGGAGGCUGAAGGGGAGGCCCAGCCAGAGUCAGAAAGUGUAGAGGCCCAGGAGGCAGAAGGGGAGGCCCAGCCAGAGUCAGAAGGUGUCGAGGCCCCGGAGGCUGAAGGGGAGGCCCAGCCAGAGUCAGAAGGUGUAGAGGCCCCAGAGGCAGAAAGUGUAGAGGCCCAGGAGGCAGAAGGGGAGGCCCAGCCAGAGUCAGAAGGUGUCGAGGCCCCAGAGGCAGAAGGGGAGGCCCAGGAGGCAGAAGAGGAGGUCCAGCCAAAGUCGGAAGGUGUAGAGACCCCAGAGGCAGAAGAGGAGGGCCAACCAGAGUCAGAAGGUGUAGAGGCCCUGGAGGCUGAGGAGGAGGCCCAGCCAGAGUCAGAAGGUGUAGAGGCCCUGGAGGCUGAAGGGGAGACCCAACCAGAGUCAGAAGUUGUAGAGGCCCUGGAGGCUGAAGGGGAGGCCCAGCCAGAGUCAGAAGGUGUCGAGGCCCCGGAGGCUGAAGGGGAGGCCCAGCCAGAGUCAGAAGGUGUAGAGGCCCCAGAGGCAGAAGGGGAGGCCCAGGAGGCAGAAGGGGAGGUCCAGCCAGAGUCGGAAGGUGUAGAGACCCCAGAGGCAGAAGAGGAGGGCCAACCAGAGUCAGAAGGUGUAGAGGCCCUGGAGGCUGAUGAGGAGGCCCAGCCAGAGUCAGAAGGUGUAGAGGCCCUGGAGGCCAAAGGGGAGGCCCAGCCAGAGUCAGAAGGUGUCGAGGCUCCGGAGGCUGAAGGGGAGACGCAACCAGAGUCAGAAGGUGUAGAGACCCCAGAGGCAGAAGAGGAGGGCCAACCAGAGUCAGAAGGUGUAGAGGCCCUGGAGGCUGAAGGGGAGGCCCAGCCAGAGUCGGAAGGAGAAACUCAAGGUGAGAAAAAGGGGAGCCCUCAGGUCAGUCUAGGAGAUGGCCAGUCUGGGGGGGCUUCUGAAAGCAACAGCCCAGUCCCCGAGGACAGGCCCACUCCACCCCCUUCCCCAGGUGGAGACACUCCCCACCAAAAGCCAGCCUCCCAGACAGGCCCUUCCUCCUCCAGAGCAUCCUCUCAGGGCAACAGCUGGCGGAAAGACUCAGAAGACGGCCAUGUAUGUGGAGACACAAGGAGCCCUGAUGCCAAGUCCGUGGGGGCCCCUCAUGCAGAGAGGAAGGCCACCAGGAUGUAUCCAGAAAGUUCCACUUCUGAGCAAGAAGAGGCCCCUUCAGACACAAGGUCUCCAGAGCAGGGGGCCAGUGAAGGCUGUGACCCUCAAGAGGACCAGACACUCGGAAAUCCUGCCCCCACCAAGGCAGUGGGCAGGGCAGACGGCUUUGGCCAAGAUGACUUAGAUUUCUAGACAAGAUCAAGCUGCAAAAUGCUCAUGAGCUUGGGAGCUCUGUUUUUAUUCAUAUUUUUCCUACAAAACUGAGCAACGCUCAGUCCACUGGAGAUGUCCACGUCACAUGGACGAAGACCAAGGACGUGCCAAGGACACAGCCUAUGCCAUGCUCUCCCGGGAUUCUAAGUCCAGAAGCUUCAGAGAACUCUGUGGCCCAUCCCACACGCAGUGUGAAGAAACGGGGUCUGCAGAUCUGCCUGGUUAUCGGAGGCCAGCCCUGUUCCCAUUCAUUUGUCUUCAGAGCCCGAAAGAUGGAACUGAUUGGAAAGGCUCCAGUUUUGCUUUUGUUUGUGGGUUUGUUUUCUGCUAGCAAGUGUUUCUCUCCGUCUUUUCCCUAUUGAUCUCCUGUUACUUUUCUCCUUGGCCUCUGUUGGCACUCACCUCAUUUGACUUUGAGGUACUGUUUUUCUAGUCUUGAAUGUAUUUGGUGACUCUGCAGAAAUACUUGGGCAAAGCAGAUAACUUCAGAGUCAUUGGAUAAAGUUUGUUCUCAGCCCCAAAGUCCAAGUUGCUUUUCCUCAAUUCAUACUUUUUGUAAUGAAAAAAUGGAAAAUGCAAAAAAGCAGGUAGUAAGAAAUAAUCCCAUCACUCAGAGACUUCUGUUAGCAAUUGGAUGUAUUUCCUUCUCCUCCUUUUCUAACCAUUUUACAGUUGAGAUGAUUCUUUAUAUAUAUAUAUAUUUACACACGUUUUAAAAACUUAAAGAAGUAAGAAUUUCCUCUAUCUCUAUUUAUCAUCAUAAACCUAUAUUUUAACCCCUGAAUAAUGUACCGUUAAUGAGUAUAUUGAAUACUUUCUCAUUUUCCUAUUUUUAACCUUUUACAUGGUUUCCCUUCUUUUGUUCUUAACACUUUUUUUUUUUUGUUCUUGAAGUUUUGAUUAAUUCCUUAGGAUAGACUCCCAGGCAUGGAAUUACUGGGCCAGAGGAUAUCAACAUUUUUAAGGCUUUUGAUAUCCUGCAGCCAAAUUGUUUUUUCUAAAGAUCUGUACUCAUGAUGACAGUAUGAUCAGUGUUUGGUAUUGUCAUCAAAAUUGAAAAAUCAUUUGGAAAUUUUAUUGGCAAAAAAAUAGUACCUUAUUGUAAUGCGGUACUGUCUUAGAUAUAUAUUUGAUAACUAAUGAAAUUAAAAUUUUUUUCUAGGGUUUUAAAAAACUAUUUGAAUGUACAUGAUGUGUACAUGCUUUUGACCCAUUUUUCUACUGAGAUCCUAGCUGUUUUUUCUUUUAAUGAAUUGAUUUGCCUGUGUCCUUUAUAAUUUUUUUAAAUUCUAUUUCUCAUUUGUAAGAUUUUAAAAA
Messenger RNA from Macaca mulatta (Rhesus monkey), 9546 nucleotides. The record is from RefSeq and is a predicted model, not a curated record. Lineage: Eukaryota; Metazoa; Chordata; Mammalia; Primates; Cercopithecidae.